Metopolophium dirhodum (rose-grain aphid) is the source of this 2080-nucleotide messenger RNA. RefSeq lists its product as uncharacterized. The transcript is spliced from 8 exons. The coding region runs from base 464 to 1069 and encodes 201 amino acids. NCBI's taxonomy places the organism in Eukaryota, Metazoa, Arthropoda, Insecta, Hemiptera, Aphididae. The record is from RefSeq and is a predicted model, not a curated record.
UCUUAAAAAUUUUAAAUUCUUAAAUGCGUAAAAAAUUUUUUUGAAAAUUUUUGAAUUUAAAGAAAAAAAUAAAUGAAUUUUAUGCCAUUCAAUCAGAAUUUUCAUACUUAGUACUGUAAAAAAAACCGCGUUUAAAUAUAGUGAUUUUACAUGGAGAUAUUAAGGGUGAUACGGGACUUUUGGGACAUACUGUAUACAAUUUUAGAUUCCCUGGAGGAGCUUUAGAAGUUGGUUGCCUAGCAGCAACGUGGGCAAUAGUACAAGCCAGGCGUAGGACCACUCCACCUGUUCCAUUGAGUCUUGCUGAGUGGCCAGCUACAUUAAAUUCCUCUGAGUGGGGCCCAUGAUUGAUGAAUUGUAAUGGUACGGAAAAUAGAUUUUUCCAAGGGUCGUUGGAAGUCUUGGGUGAAGAUGUGUACAGUUUGUUGGACUUGUAUUUUCAAAUACCCAAUUCUUCCUACAAAUGAAUGUACAAAUGCUAUCUGUACACAUCAUAUGCAUCGACAGCACCUUUCAAUUGAAGCCAACCAACCCAACAGAUAUUUCUCAGCUUUUAACUCUGCAAAUUGUUUUGAACAAUGUGGCAAUUCAUAUUAUCCAUGCCCUACUCAUAAAUAACACAAAGGCUGCAUAUUGUAGAGUUACACAAUUCAUAAGAAACAAUUUAAAAUUGAACAUUUCUUAUGAUAAUGUACAAUUAAUUACUGAUUUUGACCUAGGGUUGAGAAAUGUCAUUAAUAGGGAUAUCCCAGAAGCCACAAAUACUGGGUGUUGGUUUCACUAUAUACGUUGCAUAACAAGAUAUCUGAGAAGCAAUGUGCUUACAAGCUUGUGUAACACAAAUAAAAAUGCUAGUUGUAUUGUAAGAAUGAUUAUGGCAUUGCCAGACUUGCCAGCAAAUGCAAUUGAACACCAACAAAAUAGAUCUUCUAUCCAAUUGGGCUUCAGAUUUAUUCAGGAUAUAGGGUCCAGAGUUUUGCCUUCCGUGGUCCGGAUCCGGACCGCGGUCCGCCAGUUGCCGAUCCCUGAGUUAGACUAUAAGUCUCAUAAACAAUUUAUACAUUUAUAGCAAGGGACUAUGACUUAUGAGAUGGAAGCAGAAAGAGAAGGGUUGUACUUUAAGCAAUUUUGGUUGGAUGUCCGUAAAUUUUUUCGGUUUAUCGCUUGAGGUACCGUACCAACAAUUUCAUAGAAUCUUACCAUGCCACAUUAGUCAGACUCAUGGGUCAACAUCCGCCACUGUAUCAGUUUUAUGAGGCAUAGAGGAACAGUCGAGAACUGACUUUAUUAGAGCAGUGAAUGGACAACCAGUAAGGCGUGUAGAGUAUAGGGGCAAUACUCGACUGAGAAAUGACAUCAUUAACACUGCUUGGGAGAGAUGUGAGAAUGGAAUUUACAAUUUGGAAGAUUUUAUUAAAAACGUUUCUCAUACUCCCGAGCAGUUGUUAAGAAAUGAAAUUGGAGAGCCAAAUUUCAUAAAAUGUCCUGUUGUAUUCUUUGAUGCACCAAUUUGACCAUUGGCACCACCUCCCAACCACUACCUCAAAUCCAAGAAAUGGCUUAAACAGGACAUGCUCCAAUAGGAGGUCGUGGCCCCCUUACAAGUACAGGAUAGAGGGCAGCGAUAAAAUGUAAAGACACACUGGGAAGAAUUUUUUCAGGCAAUUAAAGAUGAAGUUCAUAAAGAACAAGAGGACUGAAUAAUUUGUUUUGAUCGACCCAUCACAUUCACAUUAAUUCCUUGCAGGCAUAUAUUUUGUAAUAUCUGUGUCACUAGGCUUGUGGCCGAUGAAAAUACAACAUGCCCACUCUAUAGGGGUAUAAUUCGGUUGUACUUAAAUUAAGACCAUCCAAUAUAAAUAUUUGGUUUAGUUUUAUUUAAUUUACGUUUGUUAUGUAUUAAGUUUUUUAAAGUGUUUAUUGGUAAUUUUAUUUUGUUUAGUUUUAUUUAAUUUAAUUUUAGUAAGUGCCUCCUACCUGUAUUAAGUGAUUUAAGUCUGUUAAUUCAUAUUUUGUUUUAUUUUAUUAAAAUUGUUUAUUUUAAAUUAUAUAGGUAACUGUAAACUGAAUAUUGUUUUAU